Molecule: messenger RNA, 2106 nt
Organism: Cyphellophora europaea CBS 101466
Lineage: Eukaryota; Fungi; Ascomycota; Eurotiomycetes; Chaetothyriales; Cyphellophoraceae
Exons: 2
Coding region: 1-2106 (701 amino acids)
Cellular component (GO): cytoplasm
Molecular function (GO): protein binding
Source: RefSeq, a predicted model, not a curated record
AUGAGCACAGAAGACGUGUCCAGAAUAUUCAUGCCUCAGCGCAAGACCGUCCAGAGAAGUAACUCGUCAUCGUCGUUAUCCUCGAAUGCGUCCUCAUCAUCAACAUCUUCCUCGGCUACUACGACCGAUGCCUCUUCGGCAUCUUCUGCAGCCACCGGCGAAGCCAACACUGUCGCUGCCAAAAAGAAGACGAGAGGUGGUUUCUGGCCAGUGUCGAAAGCCGAAUCGACUUCGGGUGUAAGCGCUGCCCGUGCGAAUGGGUCCGUUCAACCUGCUUCUUUGAUCUCCGGGAAGGCGCCUAUACAGCCAGCGCUUCCGACGCAAAAUGGUAACCAACAAAAUGGCGCCAGAGUCGUCAAUGGUGCAGUAUCGCAGGAUACCUCGGCACUCCUCGCACUCCUGCCGAUGAACGGCACCUUUGAACGAAAGCAGAUCAACGUCCCAUUCUUCCCCGAUAUAUUGCGCGUGGGCCGACAGACGAACGCAAAGACUGUCCCCACGCCAACGAAUGGUUUCUUCGACUCGAAGGUUCUGAGUCGACAACACGCCGAGGUCUGGGCUGAGCGUAACGGCAAGGUCUGGAUCAGAGAUGUGAAGUCUUCGAAUGGCACCUUCGUUAAUGGCCAGCGCUUGUCCCAGGAGAACCGAGAAUCAGAACCACACGAGCUUCGGCAGCACGACACCCUGGAGCUGGGCAUCGAUAUCGUAAGCGAGGAUCAAAAAACAAUUGUCCAUCACAAAGUUUCGGCCAAGGUCGAGUACGUCGGUCUGCCGGGAACCACUAAUAACGUCCUUGAACUCAGUUUUGGCGAUCUCGAUCCUUCCCAUGGCGGAUCGUUAUUACCGCCGAUCUCAAGCAGCCCCAUGAUGCAGUCGAGGAGUCGCCCUGGCGGCGUCGCGGGUCCAGUCAGGUCAGCCCCUUCUAGUAUCGCAGGCGGCCAAAUGAGUGCAGCGGCGCAAAACAGACAGAUCAACCUUUGGGGACCACCUUUAAGUGUUGAGCAUUUGGUAAAGCAGAUUUCGCACGAAAUGAGGGCUGCCAAGCAUCAAGCAACAGACCUCGACAAUAUUGAGAAAGUUUUCGACAGCAUCAUCUCGCCUGGCAGUAAACCGUCACCAGCCAAAGACGAGCCACAGUCGAAAGAAGAAAGCCAACCCCGACAGGCAAACGCGAAACCUCGGUCGAUCCGCACAGAUAAUCUGGCCAGGUUCGCCGAUCCACCCGCUCCUCCGCCUCAACUACCACUGCCGGAAAAGCCCGACAGUGCCAAGUCGACGUCUCUCAACUCCAUGUCCUUGAGCAGUCUAUUGAAGCGGACAGAAACGGCCAAGCCAGGAAGCAACGGCACAUCGCCAACAAGCGGCAGCCAGAGCUCCAUGCUACAGCUGGUGGAGGCACUGAGUCAGGCCAGGAAAGAGUUGGAGUCACAUUCAAUUCGAGUGAAAGAGUUGGAGGAAAUGCUCAAGGACGAACGCUCCGCACGCGCAGAUGCCGAAGAGCGUGCCCGCAGGCUGGAGCAAUCAACCGCCAAUCGACCCAUUACAAAUGUCGAGGAGAUCUCUAGUUCUGACGAAAAGCCUGUGGUUGCGGAACCACCACCCGAGAGCACCAAGGAGGUCGAAACGAGCACUGCGGAAGACGACCGUGAUCUGCAGACCCGGUUAGACCACAUGGUUGCAGAAAUGCAAAAGAUGAAGACGGACAUGGACAAAUUCAAGACGCGGGCGGAAUCGGCUGAAGUGGACGCAACGAAAGCCCGGGAAAGCCUCGCAGAAAUGAUCCAGCGACUUCGACAAGAAAACAGCGAGGAAGACGCAGUCGCAGUGGAUAAGACCACCAGCAAGUCGAGCAGUACCAAAGACAGCGAUCCGACCGAAGAUGCUGUCGAGGCUGGCACCAAGGGCGGCUCAGCCAACGGCCACGUACGGACGCCCAAAUUACCUGCACACCUCGAGCAGGCAGUGGCGACGGCGCUUCGGCAAGGCAGCUCCAACAAUAGCGAAGCCCUUGCGCAAUCAGCGCCAUACGUGUCCAUGCUUGGGGUUGUGCUGAUAGGAGUGGGGCUAAUGGCCUACCUUAACUCGUGGCAGAAGACGGACAAGUGA